AUGUCCAAGGGAACUCCACAUUUUAUAAUUCGAGUGUCGGACCACUACACAGGCCGUGUCACAUGGCGCGGGGGUAGUUACUACUACCCGAAGAUUAAGGCUAAAUUUGAAGAAUUCAACCUAUGGGACAGACCGGACGAGGUGCAUUUCUAUGUGGGAAGGAAGAGAUGUAGAUUUGGGAGGGUGGAGUUCGGCUUGGUCACCGGGUUAAACUUGUUGCCCGGCCCUACUGAGGAAGACAUCAAACAAAAUGGAAGCUCUGACCGGUUGAUUCAGGAAUAUUUCAACGGUAGUGCUUUGAUCAGCUUCGGCGAACUGCGCAAAGUUUUUGAGAGCUGCACAGAAGUUGAUGAUGUCUACAAGUUGGGGAUGGCCUUGUUUGUUAUGGGCGUCCUCACUGGUAAGGAGGAGAAGACUGCCGUUCCUCCUUUUGUGAUAAGAAUGGUUGAUAACCUUCCAUUCUUCUACGAGUACCCCUGGGGAAAUAUUUCUUACACCAAGCUGAUGGAAACUUGUAACAAGGAUUACUUGGAUGUGAAGAAUAAGAUGUUGAAAAAGAUUGAGAAGGGAGUAACUCAGAAGGAGUUGACAGUGUACUCCGUGUUAUGUCCUCGGCCGAACGAGAUUGAGUUUGUGAGUUACAUAACCGGGGGUCAGCCUCCGUUAUUUGUUGACUUGGAGGAACUUGCCGAAAAGCUUGCCUACACAUUGGAAGAACGAGCGGAGGCAGCCCGAAUAUUUAAAGACUCUACACCACCUCCACCGUCUCCUCCACGUGCACCGCCUGUAGCUCCAGAUGGGUCUGGUGUUGACCCAUCUGCAGCUUCAGUUCCUGAUGGGUCUGGUGUUGACCCACUUGCAGCGUCACAGGGUCCUCCUGUUCCCCCGUCAGCUUCUAUUCCCAGCACCUCGGAGGCUCGCGAUCCAGUAUACCCUGCCAUUUUGGCAAGGUUGGAGACUGUGGAGAGGGGGCAGGCCGCUCUGCUAAGAGGACAAACAGCGAUUAUGGAUCAGUUGAAGACCAUAAUGACGCUCCUGCAAGAUCCUGGAAGGCCGGCAGCAGAUUCACAGCCACAGCCACAGCCACAGCCACAGCCACAACCGGAAGAGGAGGCUCGGACACCGGAAGAUGACUUCAUUCUCCCAAAUGAUUACCAACCGGAUGAUGAUGACAUGUUCUGUACACCUGAGAAGACGAAUAUCACCAGCAUCGGGGAUACUCAGGAUUCUGAGGUGCAGGUGUUAGAGACAGCUCCAAAAGUCAUGGAGAACCGGAGGAAGAGAAGGCGGCCUAGGUGGUUUGCUGAGUACACUGAAAUGAAGAAGAAGGCUAGGGCUACUUCGACACUCGUGAAUGCGGACCCACUUAGAGUGGUUGAUCGGAAGCUGCUCAAGACUUUUCACAAUUGGGUACUCGGCCAGAUUGGGAACAAUUACCCGAGAGAGUGCUUCACCGGUCGAUACCAUUCGUCUUGGUUCCUCGAACUGCAUACUCCGAAGUUUUGGCUUGGGAACGAUCAUUUGGAUGCGGCAUUCCAUUUGAUGAGGAGGCGGCAACACUUUUAUCCCGAGGCCUACCCAAAUAGAUGUGUCAUAAUGCCGUGUAUUUUCCUAGCAGGAGUUAUUGCUCGGUGGGAAGCUGCGGGUGAUGAACAGGCUAACUAUCAGUGGGACGAGAGCAUAUUAGAUUUGAUUCGAGGGGAUGAAAGUCAAUUCUUGGCCAGUUGGAAGAACAAGGAGAGAAUCUAUAUGGCCCUCCACUUCGAUGGAGCAAAGCAUUGGGUGGCACUAGAGGUAGAUCUGGAUCAUUGGUUGUUGAACAUAUUUGACUCCAGCCUCGGAUCGAUUUCCCCGAACGAAUUGAACCGUCACCUGGCAAUGUGGGAAAAAUUACUUCCAAAUUUGCUGCUGUAG
Cannabis sativa is the source of this 1914-nucleotide messenger RNA. RefSeq lists its product as uncharacterized. Gene Ontology annotation, biological process: proteolysis. Gene Ontology annotation, molecular function: cysteine-type peptidase activity. The transcript has 6 exons. The record is from RefSeq and is a predicted model, not a curated record. Lineage: Eukaryota; Viridiplantae; Streptophyta; Magnoliopsida; Rosales; Cannabaceae. Bases 1 to 1914 code for a protein of 637 amino acids.